Messenger RNA from Patiria miniata (bat star), 1583 nucleotides. RefSeq lists its product as uncharacterized. The transcript has 13 exons. The record is from RefSeq and is a predicted model, not a curated record. Lineage: Eukaryota; Metazoa; Echinodermata; Asteroidea; Valvatida; Asterinidae. Bases 266 to 994 code for a protein of 242 amino acids.
CGCAGCUGUGAUUGGUCAAGAAGCGUGGGUGGGGCUUUCACUGGAGUUCACAUCUUAUAAUUUUCAGCCAAUCUGGAACGUCUACUGAUACCACUCUCAAUUAUCGGUCCUUCGUUACCACAUUCGUAAGCUCUGCACCGUCCAUUUACAUCUCCAAAAAGUAUAAAAGGUCUGGUCCUUUCUCCAAAUAGACAUUCCGGCGAUUGUCGUCAACUAGCAAGCUUAUCUCUACUUCAGGAGCACAACAGCGUCAACUUCAUGUAAGAUGAAGGCUUAUAUCUGCUUGGUCGUUCUGGUGUGCCUGGGCUCUGUCUUCGCGGCUGAAACUAACAAAGCCGACGAGGUUGCUGUGAAACAAUAUGAAGGAGCACCCUGUGGUUAUGAUUAUCCACCGUGCGAUCCCGGCUUGACCUGCAUGCCAUGGGGAGUGUGCGAAUAUGCUCACAAGAGAAUGGCAAAUGUUGAAGCCGACGAGGUUGCUGUGAAACAAUAUGAAGGAGCACCCUGUGGUUAUGAUUAUCCACCGUGCGAUCCCGGCUUGACCUGCAUGCCAUGGGGAGUGUGCGAAUAUGCUCACAAGAGAAUGGCAAAUGUUGAAGCCGACGAGGUUGCUGUGAAACAAUAUGAAGGAGCACCCUGUGGUUAUGAUUAUCCACCGUGCGAUCCCGGCUUGACCUGCAUGCCAUGGGGAGUGUGCGUAUAUGCUCACAAGAGAAUGGCAAAUGUUGAAGCCGACGAGGUUGCUGUGAAACAAUAUGAAGGAGCACCCUGUGGUUAUGAUUAUCCACCGUGCGAUCCCGGCUUGACCUGCAUGCCAUGGGGAGUGUGCGUAUAUGCUCACAAGAGAAUGGCAAAUGUUGAAGCCGACGAGGUUGCUGUGAAACAAGAUGAAGGACCACCCUGUUUUUAUGUUUAUCCAUCGUGCGAACGCGGCUUGACCUGCAUGCCAUGGGGAGAUUGCGAAUAUCCUUACAAGAGAAUGGCAAAAUAUUGAAGAUUCCAAAUGCCAACAGCCUUGGGAUGAUGAAGUCGCAAUUGAUUAUUUAUUACGGUGUAGGGAUUAAGUUGUAUUGUCUUUGCCUUGUUCGAGUUAAAUGAGACUUUUUGCAUCUACAUGUAAUUGAAAUUCCCCCAAGGAUUAAAAGUUGACAAAGCUAACUCCCGUGAGUAAAUUUAUGACAUAUUUUUCGAUUACUAUUUAAUCUGAUCCUAAUCAGAAUCUUUAUCUGGAAAUGAACAACAACACCCGAUGGGUGUCACGAUUGUGAAGCUACCACUGCGAGUUUCUCUGACACAACUUCCUCCUUUGCAUCGCAUUUAUUUAGCAUGUUGUCUUGUUAUUACAUAGGCCUUUCUUUACAGCUUGCUGAAAUCAGUUUUCGCUUACAAGACAUUAGACAGUGAAUUAUGAAGACUUAAAACUGACCUGUAGGCAGAUGAAACAAAUCAUACGCUAUAUCUGAACUAAACAAAAGCAUGAAAAGUCAUUCUGGGUGGUGGGUCUUAAUUAUUGUAAUCACACUUUUAAGAUUUCUGUUGAAUAAAUGCUGUUGGCAUGGUAUGAGCUCCUGCGACCAAAGUUA